AUGAGAGCUGUUUUCGGGCGCUCACGGCGUCGUAUGGCCGAUGCGACCGCCCACGCCAACUCGGGCCACCCGGGUGCCCCAAUGGGCAUGGCACCCGUUGCCCACGUCCUCUUCAACCGUUUCUUGCGGUUCAACCCUAAGAACCCCCAGUGGCUCAACCGGGAUCGCUUUGUCCUGUCCAACGGGCAUGGCUGCAUGCUCCAAUAUGCUCUCCUCCACCUUUACGGCUAUGCCGUCUCUCUGGAUGACCUGAAGGCGUUCCGGACUGUUGACAGCAUCACCCCCGGCCACCCCGAGGCGCACGACACCCCCGGCGUGGAGGUCACCACCGGCCCGCUCGGCCAGGGUAUCAGCAAUGCCGUCGGUCUUGCUAUGGCCCAGGCGCACACCGCUGCCGUCUUCAACAAGCCGGGGUUUGACCUGGUUGACAACUAUACCUACGCCUUCCUUGGUGACGGUUGCUUGAUGGAGGGUGUCUCGUCCGAGGCCUGCUCGCUGGCUGGCCACCUCCAGCUUGGCAACCUGAUUGCCGUCUGGGACGACAACAAGAUCACCAUUGAUGGGGACACCAACCAGGCUUUCACUGAGGACGUUAUGAAGCGGUACGAGUCGUACGGCUGGCACGUCCUGACGGUCGAGAACGGCGAUAGCGAUCUCGCUGGCAUCGAGGCCGCCAUCAAGAAGGCCCAGGAGGUCAAGGACAAGCCCACCCUUAUCCAGCUCAAGACCAUCAUUGGCUUUGGCUCGAAGCAGCAGGGCACCCACGGUGUCCACGGCUCUCCCCUCAAGGCCGACGACAUCAAGCAGCUGAAGGAGAAGUUCGGCUUCAACCCUGAGCAGAGCUUUGUCGUCCCCCAGGAGGUGUACGACCUCUGCAACAAGGCGGCCAGCUCCGGUGCCGCCCACGAGGAGGAGUGGAACAAGCUGUUCGCCAAGUACGCCGAGCAGUACAAGGCUGAGCACGCCGACCUGGCCCGCCGCCUGAAGGGUGACCUUCCUGAGGGCUGGGAGAAGCACCUCCCCACCUACACCCCCGCCGACCCUGCCGUUGCGUCCAGGAAGCUCUCCGAGACCGUCAUCAACAAGAUCUUUGACGCCAUCCCCGAGCUUGUCGGUGGUUCCGCUGACUUGACUGGCUCCAACCUGACCCGGUGGAAGGGAGCCAUUGACUACCAGCCCCCCUCGACUGGCCUCGGCACCUAUGCCGGCCGGUAUAUCCGCUUCGGUGUGCGCGAGCACGGCAUGGGCGCCAUCAUGAACGGCAUGGCCGCCUACGGCACCGUCAUCCCCUACGGCGGUACUUUCCUCAACUUCGUCUCCUACGCUGCCGGCGCCGUCCGUCUUUCUUCUCUCUCCCGGGUUCGCGUCUUGUGGAUUGCGACACACGACUCGAUCGGCCUCGGCGAGGACGGCCCUACUCACCAGCCUAUUGAGACCCUUGCCCACUUCCGCGCCCUGCCCAACUGCAUGGUUUGGCGCCCGGCGGACGGCAACGAGACCAGCGCUGCUUACUACGUGUCUCUCGUUUCCAAGCACACUCCCAGCAUCAUGGCGCUCUCGCGCCAGAACCUGCCGCAGCUCGAGGGCUCUGUCAUUGACAAGGCUAUCAAGGGCGGCUACGUCCUCCAUGAGCAGGAGGGCGCUGACAUCACCCUGGUGUCGACUGGCUCCGAGGUGUGCAUCUGCGUUGACGCUGUCAAGGAGUUGGCCGAGAAGCACAACAUCAAGGCCCGCGUUGUCUCGAUGCCCUGCUUCGAGGUGUUCGACACCCAGUCCAAGGAGUACCGUCUCAGCGUUCUCCCCGACGGCAUCCCGUCGCUGUCGGUUGAGGUCAUGAGCACCAUGGGCUGGGAGAGGUACACUCACGAGCAGUUUGGCCUCAACCGCUUCGGUGCCUCGGGUCCUUACAAGGAUGUGUACAAGGCAAGUUACACCGACCCCUCUGUUUUCACCCCUGAGGGCAUUGCCAAGCGGGCGGUCGCUACCGUCAACUUCUGGAAGGAUGUGCCCAACAUCCGCUCGCCCAUCAACCGCGCGUUCCAGCAGAUCCUCUAA
Molecule: messenger RNA, 2055 nt
Organism: Chaetomium globosum CBS 148.51
Lineage: Eukaryota; Fungi; Ascomycota; Sordariomycetes; Sordariales; Chaetomiaceae
Exons: 6
Coding region: 1-2055 (684 amino acids)
Biological process (GO): pentose-phosphate shunt
Cellular component (GO): cytosol
Molecular function (GO): transketolase activity
Source: RefSeq, a predicted model, not a curated record